UGCUGCCGAUCCGGAUCCGGAUCCGCCCAGCUCGGCGUCACGGCACCGACAAGAUGGCCGAGAUUACGGGUCGAAAGUGAGGGAGAAAACAAAAACAUCUGUGAUCUGUCCCCCCCACCACCACCCCCUGCUGAAGAGGCCAGAUUUCUAAGCGGUGCAGAGGGCUGAGAUAAAGCGCUGGGAGCAGCCCGGCUCUUGUUUUUGCCGGAUGCAAACACAGUGCGCUCCGCGGCGGCGCGCGCAGGGACCGUUUUAUCGGAUCUUCUGGGAGCUAACCUGCUAACCAUGUCUGCUAGCUGACAGCAUCGAGACGCUGUGCGAUCACAUAGUGACACUUGGACUGCUCAGAUAUAAAUAGCCUUUUCUCCUAAAUAAACUAUAGCGGAUACGGCUGACUACUGCGGCUCAACUUUCCGAAGUCAUAAAUUGGAUUUAACGCUUAGCUAGUUGGUUAGCAUGCUAAUAUUGCGGAUUUCUUGUUUGCAGCUAGCAUCAGCGUUAGUAAACGUUAGUUAGCUGUGUUUUCCUCCCUUUCUUAGGGCUGUUUUGUUAAUGUAAAUAUAUAAAGAGUGUUUUUAAGGACGGGUCGCUGUUUAAAAGCAGCGGAAACUUCUCUUUAGAUUUGGAUUGCCAGGAAUCCUACUGGAUUAAUAGCUUUGAAAGCACCACAGCCGGGGCGAUCUAAGCCCCUUCGUUCCUGGACGAGGAGCAAACCCGAUCUUCUUCAUUAUGGCGCAUUCUCCCGUUCAGGGUAACCUGCCGGGGAUGCAGAACGUCAGAGUGGACCCCGAGGAGCUGUUUACCAAGCUGGAGCGCAUUGGGAAGGGUUCCUUUGGCGAGGUGUUCAAAGGCAUCGACAAUCGUACGCAGAAGGUGGUGGCCAUUAAGAUCAUAGACCUGGAGGAAGCAGAGGAUGAGAUAGAAGACAUUCAGCAGGAGAUCACGGUGCUGAGCCAGUGCGACAGCCCUUUUGUUACCAAGUAUUACGGCUCAUACCUGAAGGACACAAAGCUAUGGAUCAUUAUGGAGUAUUUGGGUGGGGGCUCUGCCUUAGAUUUGAUGGAGCCCGGCUCUUUAGAUGAGACCCAGAUUGCCACAAUCCUCAGAGAAAUCCUAAAGGGUCUGGAGUACCUGCACUCAGAGAAGAAGAUCCACAGAGAUAUUAAAGCUGCCAAUGUGCUGCUGUCCGAGCAAGGAGAGGUGAAGCUGGCCGACUUCGGCGUGGCCGGCCAGCUCACGGAUACUCAGAUCAAACGCAACACCUUUGUCGGGACGCCAUUUUGGAUGGCCCCAGAGGUGAUCAAACAGUCCGCUUACGACUCGAAGGCCGACAUCUGGUCACUUGGAAUCACUGCGAUCGAGCUGGCGAAAGGGGAGCCGCCCCACUCGGACCUCCACCCCAUGAAGGUGUUAUUCCUCAUUCCAAAGAACAACCCGCCCACGCUGGAGGGCAACUACUGCAAACCUCUGAAGGAGUUUGUCGAGGCCUGUCUCAACAAAGAGCCCAGUUUUAGGCCGACUGCCAAAGAACUGCUGAAGCAUAAAUUAAUUGUCCGCUAUGCGAAAAAGACGUCAUACCUGACGGAGCUGGUGGACAAGUACAAGAGGUGGAAGGCUGAGCAAUCUAGAACUACAGAGUCCAGUUCAGAUGAGUCGGACUCAGAACAGGAUGGCCAGGCGUCAGGCGGGAAUGACUUUGGCAGCGAUGACUGGAUCUUCACCAUUCGAGAAAAGGACCCUAAGAAACUACAGAAUGGAGAAGGCCAGUCAGGGGGGGCGGACCAGACGAAAGACAUUCCAAGGAGGCCUUAUUCACAGAGCCUGACCACGGUCAUUUCUCCUGCAUUAGCCGAGCUGAAGGCCCGACAGGAGCAGGUGAAUGGAAACCCGCUGGUUCUGGAUGAGCUCAGAGAGGCCAUCCUGCUGGCUGAAGAGGCCUACCCUGGCAUCUCUGACUCCCUCGUGGCUCAUAUGGUGCAAAGGCUCCAGAGGUAACGGCUUUAUUCAUGCUAAAAUAGCAUACAGCUAAAAAUAACCAUCUGCUCCACUGGUGACUUUAUUUUAUUUUUACAGUUUUUCCACAAGCAGAAGAUCCUCUUCCUCCCCCUAGAGAUUGGCUGUCUACCCCGAACCUGCUCUCCCAGGUCCCCCACAUCCCAUCAACACCCUAUCCAAGACAGAGGGUUAAACGUUGAGGGUCAAGUCAUUCGAUACCAGCUGGCUGCAUUUGACCUCCAUGUGAGGGGCGCUAACUUAGCCUGUUAUUUAAAAAAAACACAACAAAAAAGACUCAACUCCACAGCGGAGAACAGAGACACUUUGCCGAGCUUCUUUUAUCCAUUAACGAGAGAAGAUGUUUGGAAGCUGUGACGAUACAGCAGCGGGGAGGAAAAAAAAAAGACUCAAAGCGAGAGCGACCAGCUGCAAAAAACAGCAAUAGCCAAGUCUAUCAUGUGACGCUCCUCAAGCCUCACAACAGUCUCUGCAUGGAUUUUGCUGGAUGAGGAGCUGAAAGUCUCCCUCGAUUCCCUAACAGGACUUCAGUCCCUCCCCCUUCUCUUAAUGCAGGCGUCAUAUCCCCCAGGAGCCUAUGAGAGCAUGCUUGAUGAACCUGCAGGGAUGUUAUCCAAGUGUACAAGCCGUGUGUAUGUGUGCGUGCGUGCAUAUGUAUGUGUGCGUUUCGUUUCGUGUGUAAACCUCCCUGUUUAGGCAAAUUGCAGCAUCCUUAAAGAAACCUCAGGUAAAGUGCUUUAAGUGGACUUUGUCCUCCGAGGCAGGAGGGGGCGCCAUGCUGUACAUGACUACAAGUUAUCAUUGCGGUAAAUGAAUCACUGUGUACAAAAUGAUCGACGCGCAUUUUGUAGAUACUGAUUAAAGAUAAAGUAGGUAUUUAAAAACAUCUCAAAGGUAACUCCGACAGAAAAUGCCUUGCCUUUUUCAGCGUUCGCCGCAGAUUUAGUUUUUGUUUUACUCAUCUGUGAGAAUCGUCAGUGUUUUUUCUUUUUUCAAGUGACUUGAGUUCCAGUGUUUCAACUUCCAGCAGAGUAAUUAAGUUAAACUUUAUGAGAAACCAGAACAACUUUUACUUUUUAUUCAUGUUUAAAGAACUGAGAAUUAUAGGACAAAAAUAAAAAGGUAGAUGAACGGGGGAACCACGUUAAACUGAUAACAGUUGAAGUAUUUUCUGUUUUCUUUUUUUUUUUGGUUUAUCAGUAUUUAGAUACUAAAGUGGAAAUGAGGAAAAAAUGGUACAAAAUUAGGAUUGGGCUGGCAUUGGAUUAUUUUGGUAUGAAAAUAUGCUUUUGUUAAAUUAAAAAUCAGAACAAAAUUACUUGCUUUACUUUCAAUUUUUUUUUCAUGUUUUAACAAUAUCAAUACCAUUUGUUUUACUAAUUCAGUGUAAGCUAAAUUAUACAAUACAACUAGCUGACCAUAAGUUCAGCAACAAGUGGGGGUGGGACGUUCCUGAAUUAGUCAGAAGACACCAGAUGCUGCAACACACCCUACUACGGUUAAUAGUGCGACUUUUUAAUUAAUUAAUCCCUUGUUUCUGGUACCAGGCCCGUGUCUAAGCCACAUUUAUUCUGGCCAAAUCAGAACGAGCCUACCUGCAGAGUCCCAUGCCAUCCUCGUCAUCUUCACCUCUCGCUAUAGAAGUGCCAUGUCCUCUCUUACGCUUUCACUAGUAUGAUUUGCACCUUUAUUUUUGUUUUAUUUCUAAUUUUCAGAUCCGUUUUUGUGCACUUUGAAAGUGUAGAGUAUUUAAAGACUCCUGUGAGAGGAAGAAAACUAGAGACAAAACCAGUUGCUAAUAGCCAUGUUUUACUACAUAUGUUUACUUAAGAGUUCCACAAUUUACUACUGUGCUAUUGCAGCAAUAAUGUUGAGGAGUCGCAUCAAGAUGCACUUGUCAAAACAGGGAUUGAGAAAAAUUAAGAAAUAUCUGAUAUUUUUAUAACGGAAAAGAGUUAAGUAUGGAAAUACGGAAUGCUUUAUGGAUAUGGGCAUCUGCCUCCGGCAAAAAAUAUCUAUACCUUUCAGAAGAAAAAAGAAAACAUAUGCUACAGAAAUAACAAAAUGUGUACAUUUGAUUUCCUUUAUUAUAGCUGAUGAUUUAUAGUACUGUAUAUAAUCUUUGCUUGUGUCAUUUGAGAAAUUCCCAAGUUAAAUGUAAGCUUUUAAAGUGACAUGAGAAAUAAAGAUCUAAUGCUAACUGA
Cyprinodon tularosa is the source of this 4217-nucleotide messenger RNA. RefSeq names its product serine/threonine kinase 24b (STE20 homolog, yeast) (gene stk24b). Lineage: Eukaryota; Metazoa; Chordata; Actinopteri; Cyprinodontiformes; Cyprinodontidae. Gene Ontology annotation, biological process: protein phosphorylation. The record is from RefSeq and is a predicted model, not a curated record. Gene Ontology annotation, molecular function: ATP binding; protein kinase activity. The transcript is spliced from 11 exons. The coding region runs from base 730 to 1995 and encodes 421 amino acids.